Molecule: messenger RNA, 810 nt
Organism: Prorocentrum cordatum
Lineage: Eukaryota; Dinophyceae; Prorocentrales; Prorocentraceae
Source: the annotation of a GenBank genome assembly
AUGCCAACAGCGCCCGAGAUGUGGCAGCGCAUAAAGCGGGGCGAGUGCAUCUUCUAUGGCACCGCCGAGAUGGGCAACGACGUGUACAGCCAGCUGAACACGACGCUGCCAGCAUCGUACGGAGUGGGCUGCGCGGCCUUCCCCCCCCCCCCGCGGCCUUCUAUCGGGGACAGGGCCGGCGUCGCCUGCCCUCCCGGCUCGGCCGCGCUCGGGGUCGACGGCGGGCGCAGGCUCGAGCUGAGCCUCCUCCUCCCGUCGAAGUUCAGAGACCUCUUCGCCUCCGAGCAGGUUCAGCAGUACAGCUUUUGCAUUAAAUCGAUCUCGGUGACGGUCGAGGACCAGAAGAACGAGCCCGCGAAGACGCUGGACAAGGGGACGCGCCGCGCACUGGACGUUCCACGAAACGAGUCUGCCUUCUCGGACGUCAAGCUGCUGCUGGCCGUCAUGACGCCCACCUACGCCUGCGACGUGCGCAACGUGCACAGGACGACCUGGAUGACCCACAGGCGCGUCUGCGCCUUGCGCCGCCACGCAGAGGCCGGGUGCUCGAUCAUGCCUCUGUUCGUAUUCGCGAACGUCUCGCGCGACGCCGUUGAGGAAGCCGACGAUGUAGUGUUUCUGCCCGACGUGCAGCCUUCCAAACGCCUGAACAACGGCGUCAGGGUCUGGUGGAAACUCGGCAAGAACGCAAGAACAGGGAUAUGUGGAGGGAGGGACAGUACAAGACCCCAGCGUGGUUCCAGCACGCCCUGCAGUAUCCCUGGGCGACGCACAUCGCAAAGAUGGACCUUGACACGUAUCCCUUCGUGA